GAAAUAAAUAAGGAAAAAGGCACUACUUGGCAUAAAUAUUCAAAUGUAAGGGCCAAUAGUGUAAAAAUAAAUAAUCCAUAAAUAGGACCAGGAAGUUAUAAUGUUAUAAAUAAAUAAAUGCCUUAAUAUAAGAAAAAAGAAAUGAAUGGAUUUGCCUCUAAAUCUUUAAGGACUUUAGAAGUUAGAAAAGGAGCAAUUUCGAAUGAGUUUUAUAAAUAAAAAUUAGUCCAAAGUUCAUAAAGUUAAAGCAGAUUUUCGAAUAAUUAAGAAACAUCACUUGGGGAAGGAGAUAAAUAAGACGAAGAAGAUUUUGAUUCAGAAAAUGAUUUUGAAUAUGUCGAAGAUAGUACACCAGGACCUGGUUAUUAUUAUGAUGAUAAAAAAUUAUCUUCUUUUAAAUUCGGAAAAAAUAAAAAUAAAAAAUUUACAAUAGGUAGAAAUAGAUUCAUGAUUAAUAAAAAUGACAUAAAUCUAAUAGGACCAGGUUAAUAUAAUCCUUAAUUAUCAGGACUUGUUGGAUAAAAUCCUCAUGCAAUAAAAUGCAGAAAUCCUCCGUUUUUAUCAUCUGAUACUAGAUUUGAGAUUAAAAAAUAAGAAAAUAAAAUGCCUGGACCUGGUUAAUAUGAUAUAAAUUAGAAUUUAGAAGAUAAAUUAAUUGAUAAAUUAAAAAAAGGGUAUAGAGGUAGUUUUGGAACAACACAAAAAAGGUUUAAAGGCUAAAAUGAUAUAAAUGAAUUUCCAGGACCUGGUGCUUAUAUAGAAAUUAUAAAAGAAGAAUCUGAAUAAGAUGUUAAAAGUCCUUCUGCUGUAUUUUAAUCUUCAUUAGAUAGAUGUCUUUAUGGUUAAUAAAAAGACUAGAAACCUCCUGUAGGGACAUAUGAAGUUAACUUUUUUGAUAUCUAAAAGAAAGUUAAUAGCAUAUAAGAAGAUCCUUAUAUUAAAAUUAAAGUGGCUAAUUUAGGUUUUAAUACUAGUUAGCCAAGAUUUAAGGACUUAGAAUUAAAACAAAAUAAAAAAAUUAAUGAUGGAGAAAAUGAAGAUGAUGAUCUUUAUAACGAUUUUGUUGAUUAUGAUAAUAUAAGAAAAAAUUUUAAAAAUCCAUAUAAAAAGGCAAAUAGAUUUAAUUAUAAAAUUAAUUAAGAAUACCCUGCUCCAGGUAAUUAUCACGAUCCAUAGGCUUUAGCAAACAAUUGGAAUAAAAGAACAUAUAAUAUAAAUUUUGCGGAUUUUUGA
Molecule: messenger RNA, 1233 nt
Organism: Ichthyophthirius multifiliis
Lineage: Eukaryota; Ciliophora; Oligohymenophorea; Hymenostomatida
Exons: 7
Source: RefSeq, a predicted model, not a curated record